AUGGCUAAGAAUCUACUUUAUCUUUCAAAAGCUUCCCUUCUUCUCUUAAUUCAACUUCUUGCAACUCAAUCUGGUAGUUUUACAAAUGCCAAACGGAUCCCAGAAUUUUCCAAGUCCUUGAAAGAUGUAGUGGAAUCCCAAGAGGGUCAGAGAGUGCAAGGCUUACGUGAAGUCAAGCACUAUCUCAACAAGUACGGAUACUUAAACUACGAAGAUUCAAACAACUUUGAAGAAGAUGAGUUUGAUGAAGCCUUGGAGGUCGCCAUCAAAACAUACCAGACAUUUUUUCAUUUGAAGGUUACAGGAAAGCUUGACACCGAUACCAUCAAAAAGAUGUCAAUGCCGCGUUGUGGAGUUGCUGAUAUUAUCAAUGGAAGUCUAAUUCAUCCACAAUUUUCAUUUUUUCGUGGUGAACCAAAAUGGCCAUAUUACAAGCGUCACCUCCAAUACGCGAUUGUAUCCAGUGCUAUACCUAAUGUGAAUUUGACCGAAGUAAAAAAAGCUUGCUCACUUGCUUUCGGAGAGUGGGCGAGAUUCUCUGAUUUCCGUUUUGAAUUCACAGAUUAUGUUGGACAUGCUGACCUUAUUUUAGGAUUCCACAGAGGUGAACAUGGUGACGGUAAUGCUUUCGAUGGGCCUGGUGGCACUUUAGCUCAUGCGUUUCCUCCAACAAAUGGCAGGUUGCAUUUUGAUGCAGAUGAGAUUUGGUCCGACAGUUCUUAUCGCGUUCGUUCAAAUCAAGUUGACCUGGUGGGCAUUGCAAUGCAUGAGAUAGGGCACCUUCUUGGACUCGGUCAUAGUCGUGAUGAGCUAGCCAUUAUGUUUCCCAGUAUUGCUGAAGGACAAUUUAAGAGGAGUUUGAGCUUUGAUGAUAGGGACGGUUUACUUACUUUAUAUUCUAGCUGA
This is a messenger RNA of Quercus robur (English oak), 906 nucleotides long. RefSeq names its product metalloendoproteinase 5-MMP-like. Gene Ontology annotation, biological process: collagen catabolic process; proteolysis; extracellular matrix organization. The record is from RefSeq and is a predicted model, not a curated record. The transcript has a single exon. Gene Ontology annotation, cellular component: extracellular matrix. The coding region runs from base 1 to 906 and encodes 301 amino acids. Lineage: Eukaryota; Viridiplantae; Streptophyta; Magnoliopsida; Fagales; Fagaceae. Gene Ontology annotation, molecular function: zinc ion binding; metalloendopeptidase activity.